This is a messenger RNA of Cynocephalus volans (Philippine flying lemur), 8745 nucleotides long. RefSeq names its product myosin IXA (gene MYO9A). The transcript has 41 exons. Gene Ontology annotation, molecular function: actin filament binding; ATP binding; microfilament motor activity. Lineage: Eukaryota; Metazoa; Chordata; Mammalia; Dermoptera; Cynocephalidae. Gene Ontology annotation, biological process: positive regulation of GTPase activity; intracellular signal transduction; establishment of epithelial cell apical/basal polarity. Gene Ontology annotation, cellular component: actin filament; axonal growth cone; myosin complex. Bases 1 to 7674 code for a protein of 2557 amino acids. The record is from RefSeq and is a predicted model, not a curated record.
AUGAAUGUAAAUGAUGGAGGAAGACGACGCUUUGAGGAUAAUGAGCAUACAUUACGUAUAUAUCCUGGGACAAUUUCAGAAGGUACAAUAUACUGUCCAAUUCCUGCCAGAAAAAACUCCACAGCUGCUGAAGUGAUUGACUCUCUUAUAAACAAACUUCAUCUUGACAAAACAAAAUGUUAUGUUCUAGCAGAGGUAAAGGAAUUUGGUGGAGAAGAAUGGAUACUCAAUCCAACAGACUGUCCAGUUCAGCGAAUGAUGUUGUGGCCCCGAAUGGCUCUGGAAAAUCGCUUGAGUGGAGAAGACUACCGCUUUCUUCUGAGAGAAAAAAACCUUGAUGGAUCAAUCCAUUAUGGUAGCCUUCAGUCAUGGCUACGGGUAACGGAAGAACGCCGCAGGAUGAUGGAACGGGGUUUUCUUCCACAGCCACAACAGAAAGACUUUGAUGAUUUAUGUAGCUUACCUGAUUUGAAUGAGAAAACUCUCUUAGAAAACCUACGAAAUCGCUUUAAGCAUGAAAAAAUUUAUACAUAUGUUGGCAGUAUUCUAAUAGUUAUUAACCCAUUCAAGUUUCUUCCUAUUUAUAACCCCAAAUAUGUCAAAAUGUAUGAUAACCACCAAUUGGGAAAACUUGAGCCCCACAUUUAUGCUGUGGCUGAUGUAGCUUAUCAUGCCAUGCUUCAGCGCAAAAAGAAUCAGUGCAUCGUGAUUUCAGGAGAGAGUGGUUCUGGGAAGACUCAAAGCACAAACUUUCUUAUUCACCACCUUACCGCUCUCAGUCAGAAAGGAUUUGCCAGUGGAGUGGAACAGAUUAUUCUUGGAGCUGGACCAGUACUUGAGGCUUUUGGAAAUGCAAAGACAGCUCAUAAUAACAAUUCAAGUCGUUUUGGCAAGUUUAUUCAAGUAAAUUACCAGGAAACAGGCACUGUACUCGGUGCCUAUGUUGAAAAAUAUCUACUGGAGAAGUCCAGACUCGUUUAUCAAGAGCAUAAUGAACGGAACUAUCAUGUAUUCUAUUACCUCCUGGCAGGAGCAAGUGAAGAAGAGAGAUUAGCAUUCCACCUUAAACAACCAGAGGAAUAUCAUUAUCUCAAUCAGAUAACAAAGAAACCUCUCAGACAGAGCUGGGAUGAUUAUUGCUAUGACUCUGAGCCGGAUUGCUUUAUGGUAGAGGGAGAAGAUUUGAGGCAUGACUUUGAACGCUUACAACUGGCCAUGGAAAUGGUAGGAUUUCUUCCCAAGACACGAAGACAGAUUUUUUCUCUUCUCUCAGCGAUACUACAUUUGGGUAAUAUCUGUUAUAAAAAGAAGACAUACCGGGAUGACUCCAUUGAUAUCUGUAAUCCUGAAGUUCUACCUGUUGUCUCAGAAUUAUUAGAAGUUAAAGAAGAGAUGCUAUUUGAAGCAUUAGUUACGAGAAAGACCGUGACCGUGGGAGAAAAGCUUAUUUUACCAUACAAGCUUGCAGAGGCUGUGACAGUGAGGAACUCUAUGGCUAAGUCUCUAUAUAGUGCCCUGUUUGACUGGAUAGUUUUUCGAAUUAACCAUGCACUUCUGAAUAGUAAAGAUUUGGAGCACAGUAGCAAGACUUUGUCCAUUGGUGUUCUUGAUAUUUUUGGGUUUGAAGAUUAUGAAAAUAACAGCUUUGAACAGUUCUGUAUCAAUUUUGCUAAUGAACGUUUGCAACACUACUUUAAUCAGCAUAUCUUUAAAUUGGAACAAGAGGAAUAUAGAACUGAAGGUAUUAGCUGGCACAACAUAGAUUAUAUUGAUAAUACCUGUUGCAUAAAUCUCAUUAGCAAAAAACCAACAGGACUGCUCCAUCUUUUGGAUGAAGAAAGCAACUUUCCACAGGCGACAAAUCAAACAUUGCUAGACAAGUUUAAACAUCAACAUGAAGAGAAUUCUUACAUUGAAUUCCCAGCUGUAUUGGAGCCUGCUUUCAUCAUAAAACAUUAUGCUGGAAAAGUAAAAUAUGGCGUAAAGGAUUUCCGGGAAAAAAAUACAGAUCAUAUGCGCCCAGACAUUGUAGCUCUUCUGAGAAGUAGCAAGAAUGCAUUUAUUUCUGGGAUGAUUGGAAUUGAUCCUGUAGCUGUUUUCCGAUGGGCAGUUCUUCGAGCUUUUUUCAGAGCCAUGGUGGCUUUUAGGGAAGCUGGGAAAAGACACAUUCAUAGAAAAACUGGACAUGAUGAUACUGCGCCAUGUGCAAUUUUGAAAAGUAUGGAUAGUUUUAGCUUUCUCCAACACCCAGUCCACCAGAGGAGCUUAGAGAUUCUGCAGAGAUGCAAGGAAGAGAAGUACAGCAUAACCCGGAAAAAUCCCAGAACACCUCUCUCUGAUCUCCAGGGCCUGAAUACUCUAAAUGAAAAAAACCAGCAUGAUUCAUUUGAUAUUGCCUGGAAUGUCAGAGGUGGGAUUCGCCAGAGAAGACUAUCAAAUAGCAGCUCCUUGAUUGAUAAAGAUGGAAUAUUUGCUAAUUCAGCUAGCAGCAAACUCCUGGAGAGAGCCCAUGGAAUACUCACGAGAAACAAAAACUUCAGAUCCAAACCUGCCCUUCCAAAGCACUUGCUAGAGGUAAAUUCUUUAAAGCACCUGACAAACCUGACCCUACAGGAUCGCAUUACCAAGUCUCUUCUUCAUUUGCACAAGAAGAAGAAACCUCCCAGCAUCAGUGCUCAGUUUCAGGCAUCAUUAAGCAAGCUGAUGGAGACACUUGGUCAAGCAGAACCAUAUUUUGUAAAAUGCAUUCGCUCUAAUGCCGAAAAGCUGCCCUUAAGGUUCAGUGAUGCCUUGGUACUUAGACAGCUUCGAUACACUGGGAUGCUGGAGACAGUUCGAAUUCGCCAAUCAGGAUACAGCUCCAAAUAUUCUUUCCAGGAUUUUGUGAGCCACUUCCACGUACUUCUUCCCCAAAAUAGUAUUCCUUCCAAAUUUAACAUUCAGGAUUUCUUCAGGAAAAUAAAUCUUAAUCCAGAUAAUUAUCAAGUUGGAAAAACCAUGGUCUUCCUAAAGGAGCAGGAACGACAGCACUUACAAGAUUUGCUUCACCGAGAGGUGCUCCGCAGAAUCAUAUUGUUACAGCGAUGGUUCAGAGUCUUGCUGUGUAGGCAGCAUUUUCUCCAUCUGAGACAGGCAUGCAUUAUUAUCCAGCGAUUCUGGAGGAAUCACAUAAGUCAGAAGCAAGUCAGAGAUGCAGCUGUGCAGAAGGAUGCUUUUGUUAUGGCUAGUGCAGCUGCUCUUCUCCAAGCUUCCUGGCGUGCUCACUUAGAGAGGCAGCGGUACUUGGAGCUACGGGCUGCAGCCAUCAUCAUCCAGCAGAGAUGGAGGGAGCACUAUAGGCGUAGGAACAUGGCUGCUAUCUGUAUACAGGCAAGAUGGAAAUGCUACAGGGAAAGUAAGAGGUACCAAAAACAGAGGAACAAAAUUAUUCUUUUGCAAUCAAUAUGUAGAGGAUUCAGAGCAAGACAAAGAUUUAAAGCUUUAAAAGAACGAAGGCUAAAAGAAGCAAAACUGGAACUUGGGUUGGUGAAUAUCAAGACAUACAGAACUCUGGAAAUUCAGAGUUCAGACCCUUCAGAAUGGGAGGAUUGUUCCUUUGACAACAGAGUGAAAGCCAUGGAGGAAUGUAAAUCUGCAAUAGAGGGUAAUCGAAUUAGCCUUGAAAGUUCAGUGGACUGCUCAAAGGAGUCCCCAAACAAGCGGCAGGAGAGAACGAGAAGCCAAAGUGGUGUGGAUUUGCAGGAAGAUGUGAUUGUAAGAGACAGGCCCAAGUCCUUAGAAGAUCUCCAUCAGAAAAAAGUAGGUCGGGCCAAAAGAGAAAGUCGGAGAAUGAGAGAACUAGAGCAGGCUAUAUUUAGCUUAGAAUUGCUGAAAGUUCGUUCUCUUGGUGGUGUGUCUCCUUCAGAGGAACGUAGGUGGUCUACAGAACUGGUGUCUGAAGGCCUUCAAUCUUUACAGGGUACACCUGACAGUGAAAGCUCUCAAGGAAGCUUGGAGCUUUUGAGCUGUGAAGAAAGCCAAAAGAGCAAACCAGAAUCCAUGAUUUUAGAUGAAAGAGACUUGAUUUCAUCACCUAGGAUAUCUAGUAGUCCAAAAGUGGAUUCACAGGACAAUGCCCUCAGUGCCUCAAGUGAGACUGGCUAUGCAUUGAUUGAAAAGAGAACACCCUCUGACUCAGAACAUUUGAAGAAUGGGAAUAUGAAAGAAAAGCUGGUCUGCAGUUCUGAAUCUACUACUUAUAAACCACAGCUGAGAGACUCCUUUAUUUCAAAUAGUCUGCCUACAUUUUUUUAUAUUCCCCAACAAGACCUACUGAAAACAAGUUGUCAACUGGAUACAAAUAUCCAAAGAAACAAACUUUUGGAAGGCGAGGACACACUGGGGACAGCUCUUAAUUUGGAUAUCAACAGGAAAGCUAGAAAGCAUCACUUCUCAGGAGAUCAGAUUGUUCCUUCUUUGAGUACAGAUUCUUCUAAUACUAAGCUUAAGAAGUUAGAAAAGCUAAACACUGAGAAGGAAGAAAGGCAAAAGCAGUUGCAGCAGCAGAAUGAAAAAGAGAUGAUGGAACAGAUUCGCCAACAAACAGAUAUUUUAGAGAAAGAACGUAAAGCCUUCAGGACAAUUGAAAAGCCAAGAAUUGGGGAGUCUUUCCUAGCACCAACUUUCUAUCAGUCAAAGGAAAGAGCAGAGAGACCAUCCUCUCUCCUCAUCUUAAAUACCCCAAAUAAGGGAGAACCCAGUGUACUGGGGUCCCCAUCAGUAACUAUCAAAGAUGCACUUCUUGCCCCAAAAGGCAGUCCGUCUGCUCACUUACCCCUGAAGGAUCAACCUGUCACCCUGUUCUUUGAAAGAAAAGGAAGCCCGUGCCAAUCUAGUACUGUCAAGGAAUUAUCUAAGACAGACAGAAUGGGCACCCAACUGAAUGUAGGCUGUAAACUCUCUAAUAAUCGCAUUUCAAAAAGAGAACACCUCAGGCCAACUCAGUCUUACAGCCACAAAUCUGAUGACCCUUCAAAAGAGGGAAAUACUAGGGCCAUUUUCUUCACACCAAAGGACAAUAUAAGUAUUCCUCUCGUCAACAAGGAAGCCUUAAACAGUGGAAAUCCUCAACUCCAUAAUCAAGAUGAACCAGCCUGGAAUCCUGUGAAGUUAAUUGGGCUGGGCCAAGGAACGACAUCACAGAGAUUUUCUUCAGUUGGUGAACAAUCAAAGCUUCAUAAAGCUAUGUCUCAAGGAGAGAUUACAAAGUUGGCUGUGAGACAGAAGGCUUCAGAUCCAGAUAUAAGACCUCAGAGAGCUAAGAUGAGAUUCUGGGCCAAAGGCAAACAAGGAGAGAAGAAGACUACUAGAGUGAAACCUGCCAUCCAAUCAGAAGUUUCAGCACUGUUUGCUGGCUCAGAUGUGAUUCCAGCUCAGCAAUUUCCAGAUGACUUCGCUGAGUAUCACCCAACACCUCCUUUGAGCCCAGAGCUGCCUGGUAGUUGCCGGAAGGAGUUCAAAGAGAACAAAGAACCUUCUCCAAAAGCAAAACACAAGCGAAGUGUAAAGAUCAGCAAUGUGGCUUCAGAUUCUGUGCAUUGGCAAAAUGACUCUGUCCAGAUCAUAGCCAGUGCCAGUGAUUUAAAAAGCAUGGAUGAAUUUCUUCUGAAAAAGAUGAAUGACCUAGAUAAUGAAGACAGCAAGAAGGAUACACUAGUGGAUGUUGUAUUUAAAAAAGCCCUGAAAGAAUUUCGCCAGAAUAUCUUCAGCUUUUAUUCAUCUGCGUUGGCGAUGGAUGAUGGGAAAAGCAUACGUUAUAAAGACCUCUACGCAUUAUUUGAACAGAUUCUAGAAAAGACCAUGAGGCUUGAGCAGCGCAAUUGGAGUGAAUCUCCAGUAAGAGUUUGGGUCAACACUUUUAAAGUAUUUUUAGAUGAGUAUAUGAACGAAUUCAAGACUUCAGAUUGCACAGUCACAAAGGUGCCAAAAACAGAAAGAAAGAAAAGAAGGAAAAAAGAAAAUGAUUUGGUGGAAGAGCACAAUGGUCACAUAUUUAAGGCCACCCAAUAUAGCAUUCCUACAUACUGUGAAUACUGUUCUUCUUUGAUAUGGAUAAUGGACCGGGCCUCUGUUUGCAAACUAUGCAAAUAUGCUUGCCAUAAGAAGUGCUGUCUGAAAACCACAGCCAAAUGCUCUAAAAAGUAUGAUCCAGAGCUGUCAUCUCGACAGUUUGGGGUUGAACUGUCCCGUUUGACCAGUGAAGACCGGACUGUUCCUUUAGUGGUGGAAAAGCUCAUAAACUAUAUUGAAAUGCAUGGACUGUAUACAGAAGGUAUUUACCGAAAGUCUGGUUCAACUAAUAAAAUCAAGGAGCUUCGACAAGGUCUAGAUGCAGAUGCUGAGAGUGUAAACUUAGAUGACUAUAACAUACACGUCAUUGCAAGUGUAUUCAAACAAUGGCUUCGUGAUUUACCCAACCCACUCAUGACCUUUGAACUCUAUGAGGAAUUUCUUCGAGCUAUGGGCCUUCAGGAGAGGAAAGAGACCAUCCGUGGUGUAUACUCUGUGAUUGACCAGCUCUCCCGAACUCAUCUUAAUACACUGGAACGUCUCAUCUUUCAUCUAGUCAGGAUUGCUCUGCAGGAAGACACUAAUCGAAUGUCUGCUAAUGCCUUGGCCAUUGUGUUUGCACCCUGCAUUCUCCGCUGCCCCGACACCACUGACCCACUACAAAGUGUACAGGACAUCAGUAAAACUACCACCUGUGUGGAGCUGAUUGUUGUGGAACAAAUAAAUAAAUAUAAAGCUCGUCUCAAAGACAUCAGUAGCCUGGAAUUUGCUGAGAAUAAGGCAAAGACCAGACUGUCACUGAUUCGUAGAUCAAUGGGGAAGGGGCGCAUUUGUCGAGGAAAUUAUCCAAGUCCAUCCUCUCCUGUUGUCGUUCGGUUGCCUUCCAUGUCUGAUGUCCCAGAAGAGACCUUAACUAGCGAAGCAGCCAUAGAAACUGACAUCACCGAACAGCAGAAAGCAGCUAUGCAGCAGGAGGAGAGAGUACUGACAGAGCAGAUUGAGAAUCUACAGAAAGAGAAGGAGGAGCUAACAUUUGAGAUGCUUAUACUGGAACCCCGUGCCUCUGAUGAUGAAACUCUUGAGUCUGAGGCCUCCAUUGGGACUGCUGAUAGUUCAGAAAAUUUGAAUGUGGAGUCUGAAAGUGCCAUCUCUGAGAAAUCAGAGAGAAGCUUAGCCCUUAGCUCCCUGAAGGCAGCUGGCAAAUCUGAACCUUCAAGCAAGUUGCGAAAGCAGCUAAAAAAGCAGCAAGACGCUUUGGAUUCAGUGGACUCUUCGGUCUCUUCUUUAUGUCUGUCUAACACAGCAUCGUCUCAUGGGACCAAAAAACGAUUUCAGAUUUAUUCCAAAUCUCCAUUCUAUCGAGCUGCCUCAGCUGGUGAGGUCCUGGGAAUGGAAGGACCAUUGGGCCAGAACAAAUCCCUGGAAGACAGACCUCUGUUCAUCAGCAGAGGAACCUUCAACCCUGAAAAGGGCAAACAAAAAUUAAAGAAUGUGAAAAACUCACCUCAGAAAACCAAAGAGACCCCAGAGGGGACAGUCAUGUCUGGCCGCAGGAAAACUGUGGACCCAGACUGCAGCUCCACCCAACAGCUACCGCUCUUUGGAAAUAAUGAGUUUAUGGUCUGAACCAGAAGAUGUGCGUCCCUUCAUGGCUACAGAGUGGUAAACACAUAUCAUCUUUGGGGCCUCUUCUCAUCACCUUGUCCACAGUAAUCCAUCCUAAUCGUGGUCCUGCUCUUGCCUAAGCAUACGUCUAAGACCUUGUAUGCCAAAUUCCUGGGCCUCCUGCAGAAGCGAAAGACCUCUUUGAAGCCUGCUGGGGAUGAUGCCAGCUGUGCCUUGGCUGCUGUGCUUGAAUUGAGAUUUCACUAAACAAAGCCACCUAGGGCCUGGGAAUUUCAGUCAGUUGUAGUUGCCUCUCCCCACCCUCUUUUCCCUUCCCAGAGGUGGGUAUGAACCAGGGGGAAAUAUUGUGGGCCUGAGAGACCCUCUGAUUUCUGACAUUUGAGGAAAACGUAUAAAUCUUUCUUAACUAUGAAAGCAAAAGCCUUUGGGUUUAUUUUGGGAUAGUUAGGAGCUGGGGUAGAAUACAAUUUUUUUCCAAGGAUUUAUAAACAAAAAGCCUAAGCCCUCUAUUUUAAGAUUUUUGAAAAUGACUCCAUGUUAUGUUCUGGGAAAAGUAAAAUGAUUGUUUUUACUAAGCCAUCAGAGCAUGUCUGAGACAUCUGGUUAUACAGUGAAGAGAGUACAUGUUUUGUUUCCUGAUGACGUUUGAUGUCAUAUAAUAAUCAAUGCUAGUUUAACUCCUGGUUAGAUCCUGUCAUAUAUAUCACAUAGGCUAAAGUUUCAGUAGCCAUACUAUUCUCAUGUCCCCUGGUCCUAGGAUCAGAUUCUUCUAAUUUUUUUUUUUUUUAAAUGUCUCAGAGACAUAGUGAUCCCUAAACAUGAGGGUUUCAUUCUAAUCCAUCCAGACUUUUCUCUUUGUAUAGAUUAAACUGAAGACUACAUAUGAGCCUAUUCAUCUGCUGGUGGAUUCCCACCAUGGAUUCAGACAAAUAACGUGACCAUUUAAUCACUUCUCCCAUAACAUUCACACACAACAUCACAUGAAUAAGUGUUACAGAAAGCUGCCAAAAAAUAAAAAACUUUUUAAUAUGACCCUUCUAACUUUAAUCUUCUUUUCCUCAGACCAUCAGU